AUGACAGCCAGCCAAGAACUCGAUCUCGCGUCGUCGUCUCAAGGAAUCGAACCAUCCAAUCUAGCACUGAAUGAAGGAGAAGCUCAACACGACGACGAAACACAACCUCAAGUACCACAGAACGUGGUGCCAACGUCACCAGCAGAAGCAUCAGAACAAGACGCUGCUGCCUUUGAUAUGCGGUCCAUUCACGAUCACCCAAUAGGAGGAAAACCUCCAGUGGACGCCGCCUGGGAUACUACCAAGCAGGAUGUCUUUGACGAGGCAACUCCCGCCGCCUUGCAAAAUGUUGUGGUGUUGAAAUCCCAAGCCUUUUCACCAGCGGAAGAAAAGAAGGAACAAAACGACGAUUCACCGUUACCAGAUGAUUGGGAGAGUGUGGGAGCAGGUUUCGGAACUGGAACUCCAAAUGAUACUGAUACUGAUCACGCUGAAACCAAUGAAGCAUCGGAAGAUGUACCUGAGGAGGCGUUCUCGCACCUGUCCUUGGCGGGUAUGGACGACAGCGGUGAACCAAUCGUUACAAUGGAUGAUGAUCCAAAUGAAAUGGAGGGGGCCAACAAAGACGAGUCGGAGAAUAUGAAACUUCGAAAGGACGACGAACCAUUGCUUGGGAGACAAUCUAGUAGUUCUGGUGUUCUUCCUGAGGAUGAGGAGUCGUCUGGCAAGCCGAUUAUUCCAGUCGAAAAGAGAAUAGAGAUGUAUUCCAAUAUGGAACGCGACGAGGAUUCCAGUGUAGACAGUGACGGGGCAAACGAUGACGACGACGACGAGUCAGACGAUAAUGAUCAACCAGAGGAAGUGGCCUACGUGAAUCAGAAUUUGAAUGAGGAAGAGGAAGCACCAAUGCCGCAACAACAGAAGGACAACAAUGACGUCCAAGAAGUGCCACAAGAAGACACGGAGCCCGAAGAGACUGUCCGCAGGGAAGAUGCUCCUACGUUUGAACCAGCAAUUGUCGCCGCCAUGAAUGCGGAUGCAUCCGGACCGUCAUUGGCUCCAACAACGGCAGAAACAGCUACGACAAAGGCAGAUAGUCCUGCAAAGAAAAUCCCGCUCAUUGCUCCACCACCAGCAGGCAAAUUGGAAAAGUGGGAAGAAAGCAAAACUCGGGGUCAAAAGUAUCUUGCAGCCAAAAAGUACGUAACACCCGAGAAAAAGGGAUCUCCCACGCCGCAGACCAACUCGAAUCGAUUUGCGACUCCCGAAAAAGUGAAAUCACCAGGAGAAAUGAGCAUUUCUCCAAGUAGCGGAGGUUCAAACCGCAAGGAUCAAAGAAUGGCGGAAAAAAUUGCACUCGCUAGUUCUGCGGCGGCAGUGACCUUUGCGGAACAAUACCAGCCCGACACCAUUAUUGAAAAACCAGAAGCGGAAGAAGAACAAGAAGGUUCGUUUGUACAACAGUCGAAUGGGAUGCUCUGUGGGGCUUUCACUUGGGAAUCGGCAGAUUCAUAUGGUCAAGAUAGUAUAGCCAAGACAAUUCGAAUGAGUACACAGCAGCGUGACCUUUUUGAUGAACAUUCCAAACAAAAAAUUGAACAUUGGUUCCUGGAAAGAGUGUUGAUGGUCAAGAAAUCGUCAGAGGAGUCAACCGAAAGUCUCCCUUUGCGAACCCAUCUAGAUGACAACUCCAACUUUAAUGCCAUGUGUCAAUACAUUGCCGACUGUUGCAAUGGUGUUACGGUUGAACUUGGCAUGGCUUCCCCUACGGAUAUGGCUGGUUCCACAGACUUUUCCGGGUCAUCGCCAAACAGUAGAGAUAGCGAUUCGUCCAUGGGAGAUGGGAUUGCACCAAAGCGUCCAUGGUUGAAACCAAUGAAAUUGACCGACACGCUUUGGAAUACUACUUCCGGGACUGUUGCGGCUGCCAAUUUUGUGAACUUCUUGUUUCUGGCUGCCAAGUUGUCCAAAAGACCUUCUCCUUUUGGCGAUCGAAAUCCGUUCAUUGACGAUCUAGUCACCAACUCACUUACUGGAACCGAAGUGGAAAAUACCAUCAAUGGCAACUUUUCUCCGCAACAACUCAUAUUCGAACACCCACGGGGACACGCUGAGGAUAUUGUUCAAUUUGUCUACACGGUAUCUCUCAGUUGCGAGUCGCAGAAGGAGAAGAGUGCGUUGCUCAAACUCAAGAGAUCGUUUGCGUCGUCGGAAUUGGGCAUUCCGCCGAGGUCCCGAAGUGAUUCUUUGACUGGUUUCCUCCGGGCGAAAAGUGGGAGAAAAAGCCGUCUGCUUAUCGUACCGGAAGGUCAUCCCAGUCCUUUUGAAGCCAGUGUAUGGAACUCUCCGAGAAUACUGGCAGCUUUCCUCUCCUUCCUGGGCAAUCCUGUGGCCGUUUGCCGAAUGAAAAUGGUCAAUCGAUUUUGCUAUAGAAUCAUCUCUGAGAACCAACAUGUCAUUAUGAAGGAUGCGGUGAGAACCGGAGGAAUCAAUAUGAAUGUUCGCCCUGCAUUUUGGAUGUGGGUGACUCUCCAGCAAUUCAACCAAGGCCAAUCUCCCCCGAAAGCGAACGACAGCGCAUAUCAAAAGUGCAGUGAAGAAGAGUUGCGUGAACUUUCGCAAACAGGAAAGGAUGGAAAGUGGCAGCAUGUCAUUGAACGGGAUGUUCUGCGAUCCUUUGGAAAUAUGCCACCGCACAAGUCGGUUGCUAGGUUACAAAAUGACUCGAUUGUUCGAGCUUUGGUGACCUGGGGACAAAAUAGAAUCAUGACUCGGGGUGUCAAAGGUGGUGGCGAACCUCUUCCCAUUCCCCAUCUUGGAUCGAAGGAGCAGCGCAAGAGUUUGGGCAAACCACCAAGAAGUAACACGCCUGGAAACGUCAGUUCGCCUCCUUGGCUCUGCUCGGGGAACUUUGAAAUGGAUGAAGAUGCCUUGCGCAUUGACACUGCUGUAAGUGACUGGAGUGGUGUCUCACCGGUGCCCAGUUUCACCGGUAGCCAUGCCGAAAGUUUGGAGCGAACGAAUAGCCGACAGUUCUCGGAUACUGGGCAGUUACUGCCUUUGGAUGAAUUGGCGUUGGGAGGCAAUUGUUUGAAGGGUGAUAUGAAGGCGAAGUUACAGGACAAACUCCGGUUUGUUCUCCACGCAUUGGCUACGUCUCAUGAAGGCGUGGGAUAUUGCCAAGGAAUGGACUAUGUUGUAGCUCACUUGCUGAGGAUAUUGCAAGACACUGUCAUGUGGAAGGCUUCGAAAGGAACACUUCCUUCAGUAAUCAGCUCCGCGCCGGAGGUGAAGCGAACGUCAAAUAUGGAAUUCCGAGAUCAGCAACAAAUUAUCCAAAAAGUUGAAAACAGCCUCGUCGUUGAGGAGGUUAUUUUCAAAGUGAUGGACACUCUCUUCACAACGUACAGUUUGAAGCACAUUUACUGGCCGGAACUUCGUUGUUUGAAAACAUUCUGCCGGGUGUUUGAAAGGCUGAUUCAAAUCAAGUUACCAGUCCUUGCUGAUCAUUUUGAGCACCACGAUCUGAAUGUUGGUCUAUUUGCUCUCGGGUGGUUCCAAACUUUAUUCCUGUACUUGCCAUCGAUGCCAUCGGCAACGGUUUGUCACAUGUGGGACAUUUGGCUGGUGGAAAGAAGCUUCAAGAUCUUCUUCCGCGUGGGAACUGCUAUCCUGUUUCUGAGUCAGCCUACGCUAUUGAACAACGAGCUUGAGGGAAUGAUGACAUACCUGAAUACAUUUCCAGAUGCCACUCUCUUGAAACCAGAUAUAUUGAUCCCAUGUGCGCUGAAUAUCAAAGUGACAAACCGACUGCUACAAAGCCUAGAAGCUGAAGUUACUGCUUCAGGAGUAUAA
Messenger RNA from Cylindrotheca closterium, 3795 nucleotides. The record is from the annotation of a GenBank genome assembly. NCBI's taxonomy places the organism in Eukaryota, Bacillariophyta, Bacillariophyceae, Bacillariales, Bacillariaceae.